AUGGGUUCGAGUCUCAGUGGAAAAGAUUUCCCUGAGCCCUCUCUUCUUUGCCUCAAAGCCGCACGCCGCAGCUCUCUCUCAGAUCUACACCUUCACCGUCAUAGACGCCGCCGACGCCACCGCCACAGCCGCCGCCGACGCCACCGCCAUAGCCGCCGACGUCGCCACCGCCAUAGCUGCCGACGUCGCCACCGCCACAUCUCACUCUCCACUGCUAGACGGUCGUUUCUUCCGAUUGGGAGAGCAUUGCGAGGCUGCCGCUGCCACCGCCUCCCCUACGACGACAUCGACGCCGACGCUGCCGUUGCCACCACCUCCCCUACGAAGACGCCGACGCCGACGCUACCACCGCCGUCCACUGCCGCGGACUCGCAGGGAAAAGUCCAAUUUGCAUCCUCAUAUGCAAUACACCAUCUGCACAUCUUUAUUUUUGCAUUGGCAGUAACUCAUGUGCUGUAUAGCAUUACAACUUGGGGGUUGGGCAGACUAAAGAUGAUGACUUGGAAAGCUUGGGAAGAUGGGACAAGAACACUUAAUUACCAAUUCUACAAUGCUUGCAGUUCUUUCUUUUCUUACCAACACCAAUGCAAUGAAUCUUGAUCUGGGAUCAAAUCGUGCUUGGAGCUGUGGGAAUUUGAUUUCAAAGGAACAUUGAUGCAUUACUUGUACUAUUUGAUGACAAUUUGGGAGCAUCAUAUCUGAGAAGCCCAACAGGGGAGUGUGUCAAAACAUCUAGUCAGAAGUGUUAGCCAGAAGUUAAAACGGAAGAACCACAAGGGUGAAGAGGAGGAACAAGACAAUGCUAUAGGGGUGUUUCCCUGAGUUGUCUUAGUAUUUACGGUAGGGGCGGGGGUUGUAAAGUGGUUGCUGACAUUGACUAUUAUUACUUACUGAAUUGAUAAUGUAUUUUUUUUUAACCGAAUUGAUAAUGUAUUUUUUUAACCGAGUUGAUAAUGUAUUAUUACUUGAAUUUAAUGUGGAAUGGUAAUGUUUUAGAAUUA
Ipomoea triloba (trilobed morning glory) is the source of this 1001-nucleotide messenger RNA. RefSeq lists its product as uncharacterized. Gene Ontology annotation, biological process: defense response. Gene Ontology annotation, cellular component: membrane. NCBI's taxonomy places the organism in Eukaryota, Viridiplantae, Streptophyta, Magnoliopsida, Solanales, Convolvulaceae. The transcript is spliced from 6 exons. Bases 1 to 600 code for a protein of 199 amino acids. The record is from RefSeq and is a predicted model, not a curated record.